Messenger RNA from Solanum dulcamara, 618 nucleotides. RefSeq lists its product as uncharacterized. The record is from RefSeq and is a predicted model, not a curated record. Bases 1 to 618 code for a protein of 205 amino acids. The transcript has 2 exons. Lineage: Eukaryota; Viridiplantae; Streptophyta; Magnoliopsida; Solanales; Solanaceae.
AUGCUUACAAAAAAGGAGCAAGAUAUUGCAAAUGCCAUGCUACUUGUUGAAGUAGCAAAGAGAAGGUUGCAAGUUUUAAGGAAUGAUGAAUGGGACUCUCUUAUUGCUAAGCUUGCUAACUAUACAAUCUUACAUCAUUAUCGUGUUGAAGUCUUUUGCAAUAUUAUUGAUUGGCAACUUCAAGAACUUAGUGAUCAUUUUAAUGAGGUGACUACCGAUUUGCUCCAUGGAAUUGCUUGCUUAAAUCCAAUUAACUCAUUUUCAAGUUUUGACAUCAAAAAAGUAAUGAGAAUGGCAAAAUUAUAUCAGGAUGACUUUGAUGAAUCUAAUAUGAGUGUUCUUGAGAAUCAACUUGCAAGUUAUGUUGUUAAUGUUUGUGAUAUUGAUGAAAGGUUCUCUGAUCUAAAUGGGCUUUAUGAUCUUUCCAAAAGAUUAGUUCAGACAAAGAAACAUUCUAUUUAUCCUUUGGUAUUCCGCUUAGUGAAACUUGCUCUACUUCUACCAGUUGCCACUGCCUUCGUUGAAAGAGCUUUUUUGGCAAUGAAGUUUAUCAAGAAUGACUUGCAGAGCCAAAUGAGUGAUGAUUUUUUUAGUGGUUGUUUAUUGCCUUAUUUAUAA